AAAAAUAGGUCGCGCUACCGUUUUUAUGUCAGAACAGUAGUUUGGAACGAAGCUAGGUGGAAAUAUUUAGGGAUUCGUUCAGGACGUCUGCUUUCAAUAUUAUUGUAUAAAUAUUGUCACGUAAUUAUAUUUAUGACAUUGAACGAUCUAGAAAAUGAUUUUAUAACCUAGCGAACUGAAUGUAGCAUUUGAGCCGGAUAGGCUAACAACAUCGGCUAGCAUUAGCAUCAUUAGCAGGAAGAGGCCGCGCCGGCUAGCACUCAUUUUGGUGAAGAGCGGUUUCCUCCGGACCACAGAUGGACGGAGAGGAGGAUUUUUCAGGAACUCACUCAGAUGAUGGUAGUGCCACACCAGUGCAGGAUGAACAUGCGCUGGCAUCCGAUGCUGAAGAAGAGAGAGUAGAAUCACACCACUCUGAGGAGGAGGGCAGUGACAGAGAAGGUCCUGCCUCUAGUCCAGCGGCUCCUGCAGAAGACAGUGAAUCAGAACACGAGGACAGAACAGGAGGAGGAGCCAGUAGUGGCCACGAUGAUGAUGAGGGUGAAGAAGGCUUCUCUAGCAAGAGAAGAGGUAGCAUGUCGGAGACAGAGGAUCAGCACAAAGAGCCUGACAGCGAAUCAGAACACGGGGAGCCGCCAAAGGGGCGGAGCCAUCACUCAGACUCUGAUGAAUCCGAUAGCGAGAAGGUGAAACAGAGAGACUCUGACGAAGAAGAACGGGGGGAAGACGACAGAGAGCGGAGGAAAGCUGUGAUACACUCUGACAGUGAGGAAGAGGAGGACAAGAAACCCAAAAAUGAAGCAGGAAGUGAGCAGGAAGAUGGGCCAGCUCAGCGUCUCCACUCUGACAGCGACGAUGAAGACGAGAAGCCAGUGAAGAGGAAGAAAGCAAUUUUGUCUGACAGUGAGGAUGAAGACGAACCAAAAGUGAAGAAAAGCAGGGCCGUGUCAGAUGAUGAAGAUUCUGGUAGUGAGCAAGGCUCUGAAGCUCCUGAUAAGACGGUUGUUGCGAAACUCAGAGAACUCGGUUCAGACAGCGAGGAUGAGGAGGAGAGCACGAAGAGGGACACAGGGAAAAAAGACGAGAAGACGCUGUUUGGCAGUGACAGUGAAUCAGAAAAUGAUGCAGAAGAAAAAAUGAUAGCAGACAUCUUUGGAGAAUCUGGUGAAGAGGAGGAUGAGGAGUUUACGGGUUUUAACCAGGAAGAGUUGGAGGGGGAGAAGCAGCAGUCUCAUGCUGCAGGACAGAAGAUAGCGAUGGACGACUCAGACUCGGAUGAUGUGGACAGAGGAGGAAAAGAUAUGUCGUUCAUGUCUGAUUUCGACAUCAUGCUAGCGAAAAGGAAAGCUCAAAGCGGCAAGCGGAGGCGGCACCGAGACGGGGGAACGUUCAUCAGUGACGCGGAUGAUGUGGUUAGCGCCAUGAUCAGCAAGAUGAACGAAGCAGCUGAGGAGGAUCGCACUCUGAACAGUCAGAAAAAGCCAGCGCUGAAAAAGCUGACACUUCUGCCCACUGUUGUUAUGCAUUUAAAAAAGCAGGAUCUGAAGGAGACAUUUAUAGACAGUGGCGUGAUGACAGCAAUAAAAGAGUGGAUCAGUCCUCUUCCUGAUAAGAGUCUGCCGGCCCUGAGGAUCAGAGAGGAGCUGCUGAAGAUCCUGCAAGAGUUGCCCAGUGUGAGUCAGGAGACCCUGAAAAUGAGUGGAAUCGGCAGAGCCGUCAUGUUCCUCUACAAACACCCCAAAGAGUCACGAUCCAACAAAGACCUCGCUCUCAAACUUAUCAAUGAAUGGUCAAGGCCCAUCUUUGGCUUGUCUUCUAAUUAUAAAUGCAUGACGAGGGAGGAAAGGCAGCAGAGAGACCUUGAUCAGCAGAUUGCUCCACGCAGAAGACUCAGCUCAGGAGGGCAGACUCCUCGCAGGGAUCUGGAGAAAGUGUUAACAGGAGAGGAGAAAGCACUGCGGCCUGGUGACCCUGGGUUCUGUGCGAGAGCACGUGUACCAAUGCCCUCUAAUAAAGACUAUGUGGUGCGACCCAAGUGGAAUGUGGAGACGGAUUCAAACCGGAGAGGCUGUAAGAAAGGCAUCAGUCUUCUGGAGAAACACAAGCGGCGGUUUAUGGAGGAGAGAAAGCAGCGGCGUGUUCGGGGAGCAGUGAAGAUCAGCGUGGAGGGAAACCACAUGCCCCUGUAGCUCAGCCCCGGGCCUGCAGGGGGCAGUAAGUGCUGCAUGAGCACCGUGUGUGCAGUGUGACACAACAGCACUGCUCAGUGCAUCCUGCUCACUAAUACUCUAAACCUGAGGGGGGAGACAUGAUACGAUCAGCUCCCAGCUACUGCCUUCAACAUGUUUAUAAACAUCAUAUGACCAAGACCAGCACUAUGGUGAUGCUGAUCAACA
This is a messenger RNA of Tachysurus vachellii, 2396 nucleotides long. RefSeq names its product protein IWS1 homolog. The record is from RefSeq and is a predicted model, not a curated record. Gene Ontology annotation, biological process: poly(A)+ mRNA export from nucleus. The transcript is spliced from 16 exons. Lineage: Eukaryota; Metazoa; Chordata; Actinopteri; Siluriformes; Bagridae. The coding region runs from base 297 to 2189 and encodes 630 amino acids. Gene Ontology annotation, cellular component: nucleus.